Molecule: messenger RNA, 1484 nt
Organism: Durio zibethinus
Lineage: Eukaryota; Viridiplantae; Streptophyta; Magnoliopsida; Malvales; Malvaceae
Molecular function (GO): zinc ion binding; nucleic acid binding
Source: RefSeq, a predicted model, not a curated record
UUCUCAACAGGGUAAGCUUUCGUUUUGAUAAUUUUUUUUUUUGUUAACAAAAAUUGUGGGCUCAAAUGAUAUUUCUCCAACGAUAUGUCAGUUUCACACCCCUUUGCCUUCUUUUGGGUUGCUUUUCUUAUUAUCAAUGGCCUAACUCUAAUUGUUCUUUCUAGUUUCUUUGUUAUUACGAAAUUGGUACCUGUUGUUCAAUGACUUCUCUCAUUCCAUUAGCGUAAUCCAACCCUUUGUUUUUCUAGAAUUUGCAUCACUGACAGAAUAGCAGUUGGGUUGCUAUUAUUUUAGUUGUAAGAUUGAUGAAGACAUGGAUUAUCAAAGAACUCACAAAAUGAAAAUGUUGCAGAGAAUACAAUAGGAAAAGAAAUGGCUGAGAAGAGAGCAAGUACUAUGAGCUUGGAGCUUGCAAUCCAAAGAGAGCUGGCAUAUAGAAGGAAGAUUGAAGAGUUGCAAUUGCAACCAUAUGUUGACUUGGGAGAUGAAACAAUGCCAAUGCAGGUGCAAUUUCCAAGUCGAAAACCUUCAAGACCAGAUCAGGAUUCCACUCCGGGGCUAUCUGGAAGAGAGCAUCUAGCAUCAUUGAGCAGCCAUGAUUGCCAGCCAAGUCCAAGUCCAAGACCAAAUCAGAAUCCUUCUUCAAGGCGAAAUAUCUGUUCCAGUCCUAGGAUUUCUGAGAGAAACCAACUAGCAUCUUCAAGCAUGAGCCCAUCUCAACAGCUGCAACUAUUUAAGGGUUGCAAUCUCAAUCAUCAGUCCCUCAAUUUUUUCUGUGAGGUCUGCCAAGUGCCUUGCUCAGGUUCCCUUAACUAUAAGCUACACAUAAAUGGUAAAAAGCACAAAGUUAAGUUCCAAGAACUAAAAUUUGCUAGGAAAGAUGGUAAUGACACUUGUGCAAUGGCAAACCAGAAAUCAUGGUGCAAAUUGUGUAAAAUUUGGUGCACAGAUGACAAUUUGCUGAAGCAGCACUUAGCAGGAAAGAAGCACAAGAAAAUGCAAGAAAAACUGGAACUUUCUACAACAGUUGAAGGUGACAAAGUAGAGGAGCAGAACUGGUGUGAAUUGUGUGGCAUUGGAUGCUCAAGUAAAGAGUUACUCCAGUUGCAUUUCAAUGGCAAGAAGCAUCAGGCUGAAUUAAGAAAGCUAGAAUGUGGCCAGAAAGUAGGUGGUGAAGAAGCACAAAAUCAGCCAAAGAGACGUAAAUUGUGUAAUACUUGGCGUGCAGACAAUAAUUCAUUGCAGAUGCACCUGAUGAAGAAAAACAUUUCUUACAUGAAGUAGAGGUGAAAAAGAGACAAUGGCAAGACUUAAUCACAGAUGAAGCAAAUAGUUAGAUGACAAACUAAGAAAUGGAGCAUGACUGGAAGAUAAAUUUGUUUCGCUUUGGCAGCUUGUAAAAGCAGCAACCAUAUUUACUGUAUCAUGCUUUUUCAUGCUGAAUAUGGAUGGUCGUAAAUUUGAACUUUGGUUCUAGUUUUAUC